This is a messenger RNA of Thalassophryne amazonica, 2370 nucleotides long. RefSeq names its product hepatocyte growth factor (gene hgfb). The record is from RefSeq and is a predicted model, not a curated record. Lineage: Eukaryota; Metazoa; Chordata; Actinopteri; Batrachoidiformes; Batrachoididae. The coding region runs from base 97 to 2226 and encodes 709 amino acids. The transcript has 18 exons. Gene Ontology annotation, biological process: proteolysis. Gene Ontology annotation, molecular function: signaling receptor binding; serine-type endopeptidase activity.
AGUACUUAGAGAGGAGACGCAUCAUCUGUGCAGUGGUGAAAACAUCUCCUUGCAGCGCAGCACCAAAAAACUGUUUCUGAAACUUGUUCUUUGACGAUGUGGAUUUACAAGCUCGUUGUCGGACUGCUCAUCCUUUCUUACUCGGAGGAGAGGAGAAAUCCACUUCAGGACUACCAGAAGAGUGAUGGCAUACGAUUGGUUGCUUCUUCUGGUUCAUCUCACCCAACCAAGAACAGGAAGGUGAGCCUGGUCAAGUGCGCCAGAACCUGCAGCCGCAACAAGAGACUCCCCUUCACCUGCAGGGCUUUUGUCUAUGACGUUAUGAACAGAAAAUGCCAGUGGCUGUCAUUUGACAAGAACACUGUAGGAGUCCAGAUCCAACAAGAUUUUAACUACCGACUCUAUCAGAAGAAAGACUAUGUCAGAGAGUGCAUUGUGGGUACAGGUCAAAGCUACAGGGGUCGGAGGUCAGUGACAGUGAGUGGAAUCGUGUGCCAGUCUUGGGCCUCUCCUAUUCCGCAUGAACACAAGUUCAUGUCUAAGAAGUAUAGCAAGAAGGACUUGAGAGAAAAUUACUGCCGCAACCCUGACAACGCCACUGUGGGGCCGUGGUGCUUUACCACAGACCCCCAGCCACACCUCAGACACCAGGAGUGUGGCAUCCCACAGUGCUCACAGGUUGAGUGUAUGACCUGUAAUGGGGAAGACUACAGAGGACCUAUGGACCACACAGAGAGUGGACGGGAAUGCCAGCGUUGGGACCUGGACGAACCACACAAACACCUGUACCACCCCACGAGAUAUUCCGGCAAAGGCCUUGAUGAUAACUACUGUAGGAAUCCGGACGGACGUCACAGACCUUGGUGUUUUACCGCAGACCCACACACUCCGUGGGAGUACUGCGACAUCAAAGUGUGCGAAAUAGCUCCGAAAACUAACAAGGAAGAAACAACUGAAUGCUAUGAGGGGAAUGGAGAGGGGUAUAGAGGGACAGUAGGAAUGACACCUACUGGACUCAGUUGUCAACAUUGGGACUCACAGUACCCUCACAAUCACACAUUCAUCCCUCAAAUCUACCAAUGCAAGGACCUGAAAGAGAACUACUGCCGGAAUCCAGAUGGCCAAGAUCUCCCCUGGUGCUUCACCAACGACCCAAGAGUCCGCAUAAUGUUCUGCACUAAUAUCCCUCAGUGUGGUGCGAAGAAUAAGCCUACAGAUGAUUGCUAUGAAGGUUUUGGAGAAGAUUACCAAGGACAGCGGUCAAGGACACGAUCAAAUCUACCCUGUGCUCCAUGGAGCGACCACAGCAACAGUGGAGAGAGAGGAGUGACAAUUGCUGGCCUCGAGGGAAACUACUGCAGAAACCCUGACAAAGACAUUCACGGCCUCUGGUGUCACACCAACAACUCUGCAAUACCCUGGGACUACUGCAACAUAAAACGAUGUGAUGCUUCGCAGAACAUCAUUCCACAGGGUGAGCAAUCGUCUGCGGUGUGUUUUGUCCAUAAGAGGCCGAGGAUAGUCGGAGGAGGUCCAGUGAGUGCAUCAGAUGGCAGCUGGAUGGUCAGCAUACAGAAAGGGUCAGUGCACUGGUGCGGGGGUUCUCUAAUACGGGAGGAGUGGGUGCUAACUGACAGACAGUGCUUCUCCUCGUGCGUUCCAGAGCUCAGUGAGUACCGGGUGUGGCUUGGCGUCUCUGAUAUUCGAGAAGGAUCACCCGACUGGUCCAGCGGACAAGAGGUCCGCAUCGCUCAUGUGAUAUGUGGCCCAGAGGGCUCCAGUUUAGCCCUUAUAAGGCUGUCUGAACCAGCCCAUCCUGUUGGCAAUGUCCACACGAUCCAGCUACCUGUUGCUGGGUGCUCCAUCCCAGAAGGAACAAUAUGUAAAAUGUAUGGCUGGGGAGAGACCAAAGGUACUGGCUAUGAUGAUCAACUUAAAGUUGUCAACCUGCCUAUUGUCAGCAACGAGAAGUGUCGUGAGAUGCAUCGUGGCAGCCUCCACAUCACCAACACUAAGAUCUGUGCAGGAGGCAAGAGGGAUGAAGGCGUGUGUGAGAGGGAUUAUGGAGGACCCCUCGUCUGUCAGGAUGGUGACAGCAGGGUUAUUGUUGGAGUGAGCAUCCACGGCAGGGGCUGUGCUCGAGCCAACCAGCCUGGCAUCUUUAUCAAUGUGCCCUUCUACACACAGUGGAUUCACAAGGUCUUCAAAUAUUAUCCUGAGAUCUAGAAACUGAACUGCAACAGCAAAGCAAACCUGGAGGCUCUUCUUCAGGCUCUUCUUCUCAAUCUUCACAAUACCUAACCUAUCGAUUGAUAAUAUACUGAUGCACUCUUAAUGGAAGAACAAAGGGAAGGUUUAAACACACUGGGC